ACUGACGGAGGUCAACAAAUAAACUUAAAACCAUCCAGAAAGAGACAGCACAGGACUUUGGGAACCAAAUUCCAGUUUAAAGUUUAUCUGGGAGUUGAUUCAUCUGAGGAAUGCCUCAAAGGAGUGAAUUGAUAGAAGCCUUACAUUGUAAACUGCAGGAAGCCACCGAAUGUGCAGAGUUUGAUUUCCUCCGAGCUGUGACCGUGGAUGUGGAUAAACUGCUAUCGAGCUUGCCUGUGCCCCUGCUCUCCAGGAGGACGCUCCCCCCAGAAACUGAGCUGGACACCAAGGCGAGAGCUCUCUACCCUGAGGAUGCCCCAGCGGGCAUGGUGCCGUUGGCCUGCGUGGGUGAGGGGAACCAUCUGUUUGAGGCAGCCAGCAUGCUGCUGAAAGGGGACACCAGCCUGAGCACGGAGCUGCAGCUGAGGACGAUGGUGGAGAUGGUCCUCCACAAGCAGUACUACCUGAAGGGCAUGAUCGACUCCAAGGUGAUGCUGCAGGCUGCCAGGUACUCGCUGUGCACCGAGGAGUCGGCUGAGAAGAUGAACCUGCCCAUGGACAUCCUGGAGGCCAUCUUUGACGCUGAUGUCAAGGCGACCUGCUUCCCGGGCACCUUCGCCAACAUGUGGCACGUCUACGCCCUGGCGUCGGUCCUGCAGAGCGACGUUUACUCCAUCUAUCCCAUGAGCAACCUGAAGAUCCGCCCCUACUUCAACCGCCUGAUCCGUCCCCGGAGCCGGGCCCCUGGGUCAGAGCUGCGGACGUUGCACAUCAUGUGGGCGGGGGAGCCGCUCUCCCAGGCGGUCUUCAAGCCCCAGUAUUUCGCGCCAGUGGUCCCCGCCCAGGAGCUGAGGGGCCAAGAGGCCGGCGAGACCCUCCUACCCCUGAAGACCUUGGAGCUUCUCAACGCAGAGCCAGAUAUCUCCUACUCCAUGCUCCGGGAGAAGUACAGCAUCACCAAGAGUACCUUCUACCGCUGGAAGAAGCAAUCCCGCGAGCGGCGACGGAAAGCCGCCACUCGCUACGAAGCCAAGCACUACCUGCAGGAGUCCUUCAGUGGAGGCAACUUCCUACCCCUGCAGCAGUUCCGAAGCCACUUCCCGGAAAUCUCCCGCUCCACCUACUAUGCCUGGAAGCACGAGAUGCUGACGGCGGGCACUGGGCCAGGAGGGGGGCAUCGGCCCGGGCGGGAGCGGGGAUUUGACCAGGGCAGUGAGCUCGGGCGGGGUGACCGCAAGCCUCUGCCACCCAAGGCCUUGCAGAGUGAGAGCGUGGACCUCUCCAAAGCGGCCUGCGGCAGCGGCCUCGCCCCCUUUAACGGCCAGCGGUCACCUUCGAAGCAGCUGGCCAAACGUUUCCUCAGGGAGUGCGUCCUCCUCAACAUGUGCCCCCCUUACAAAAGCUUCAAGAAGACCUACCCCUGGGUCUCCAGAUCCAGCUAUUACAACUGGAGGAGGGAGGCAAUAAGCCACCUGGACACUCGCAGCACCCUACCCCAUUCUGGUCUGCACUGGGCACUGCCCGCCCAGCGUCGUGAAAUCGGCGCCCCCGGUCUAGUGCCCAGUGUCAGGGGUGAGGUGGAACGCAGUGGCAGGGUCGGAAUUAGCUCGCUCCAUGCUGGGGUGAUGGCUGCUGGCAAGGCCUCCUACUGGCAGAAGGUGAGGCCAGGGGAAGCCAAGAAGCGGGCGCAGAUGUGGCAGAUCCCCCUGUCCACGUUCCGGGUGAGGUACCCAUCCAUCUCCGCCCUGACCUUCCUGUGGUGGCGUAGCUCCUCCGCGUUCAGGAGGGCCAAGCUGAAGGUCAGCCACCCGCAGAAGGAAGGGAUCUCGGUCGAAACCAAAGAGGGUGUGGAGCGGGCACAGUCGCAAUCGGAGGAGGGAGUCCUGAGUCCCGGUGGCGUGACGGUCUCGGACUGUGCGAUCCCGCGGGAGCAGGUCAAGCACCCGCUGGUCGUGGGCACCUUACACGGGGCAGCCUCCAAAGCCAAGGCCAAGCUCUUCCUUCAGCGCCGCUACAUUUCUAAGAACUUCCCGACAUUCCGGGAGUUCAGCAGCUACUUCCCCCUGACGCCCCGCUCAACAUAUUACAUGUGGAAGCGAGCGCUGAGUAAUGGGAUGAUGCUGAUGGAUUGCUGAGAUCUAAAGGUCAAUGGGGAGUGGUUGACCACUGAUGCCAAGGGGGCGCUGGUCCCAUUCGCAUAUCAUUCACCACAACACUGGAGAGCUAUCAAAAUCCCAAGGAAUCUUUCUGUUUGAACUGCAAAUUUGAGACAAAUAACAUCUGCGGUAUUUCCACGGAAUUCCUGAAGUCCUUGCAGGACACUGUGCUAAAUGACAUGAGAUAUUUUGGUUAAGUGCUGAGGAGUUAUGAUGCCAAUCCUAAAGAUUCAAUGGCUGGAUGAUUUGAAUGGGAGAUAGCGGAUUGAGUGAUGUGAAUCUGGCCAUUAUACUUGACCUCCAGUCCUACACGCAUCGUGACAGCAGGGGGCUACAAGGGAUGGGUAAUAAAUGCUGUCUAGCCAGGUUCACCUGCAUCUGGAGAUCGAAUCUAUUAAAGAUCAUAUUGUGCACCAACACGGUA
Chiloscyllium plagiosum (whitespotted bambooshark) is the source of this 2580-nucleotide messenger RNA. RefSeq names its product vertebrae development associated (gene vrtn). Gene Ontology annotation, cellular component: chromatin. The record is from RefSeq and is a predicted model, not a curated record. Gene Ontology annotation, biological process: regulation of transcription by RNA polymerase II. NCBI's taxonomy places the organism in Eukaryota, Metazoa, Chordata, Chondrichthyes, Orectolobiformes, Hemiscylliidae.